AUGACGGACAAGGCGUCAGAAAAGGACAAGGACAAGUCCAAGGUCCACAAGCUGUCGCUAAAGGGCAGCGCCAAGCUCGUCGCCGAAUUCUUUCAAUACUCGAUACAUACGAUCUUAUUCCAACGAGGAGUAUACCCAGCCGAGGACUUCACGGCCGUCAAGAAAUAUGGCCUCAACAUGCUAGUGUCGGCCGACGACCAGGUCAAGGCCUACAUCAAAAAGAUCAUGUCCCAGCUGGACCGGUGGAUGGUCAAGGGCAAGAUCUCGAAGCUGGUCAUCGUCAUCACGGACAAGGACACGGGCGAGCACGUCGAGCGCUGGCAGUUUGAUGUCCAGAUCUUUGGCGGCUCGUCCAAAAAGUCAAAGAGCAGCAGCAGGUCGGCAGCUUCGGCAUCCGCCGGGCAGGAAAACUCGUCGGCGGCCCCGGAUGCGGCACAGGCGCCGGAGAAGACAGAGGCCGAGAUCCAGGCCGAGAUCGCUGCCAUCUUCCGUCAGAUCACCGCCUCGGUCACCUUCUUGCCACAGCUGGCCGGCGACUGCACCUUCAACGUCCUGGUCUAUGCAGAUGCCGACUCGGAGGUGCCUGUGGAGUGGGGCGAUAGCGACGCCAAGGAGAUUGAGAACGGGGAGCGAGUCCAGCUGCGGGGCUUCAGCACCGCUAGCCACAGGGUCGACACGUUGGUGAGUUACCGGCUGACGGACUAG
Molecule: messenger RNA, 705 nt
Organism: Pyricularia pennisetigena
Lineage: Eukaryota; Fungi; Ascomycota; Sordariomycetes; Magnaporthales; Pyriculariaceae
Exons: 5
Coding region: 1-705 (234 amino acids)
Biological process (GO): mitotic spindle assembly checkpoint signaling
Cellular component (GO): kinetochore; cytoplasm; nucleoplasm
Source: RefSeq, a predicted model, not a curated record